UCUCUCUAGUCUAUCUAUCACCAGGGAAAAAAUGUUUUCAAGGAACCAUCUCUUAGCAUGUUGUAUGCUCCUAGCUACGCUCAUGAUCGUGCAUGCUCAACACACUCAUGAUGGCGAUGAUGCACCAUCCUCUUACUUCACUCCUCCAUCGAUGGAUUCUCGUGAAGCUUCUCUUCCUUCUUCUCACCGAUCACUUGGUGCUGCCUAUUACAAGAGAUCACCACCUCCACCACCACCAAAAAAGGCUGUAAGAGAAGAAUCAGGAACCCAAACCGGAAUCUAAAUCAUUAAACGUGGAGAAAAGACUCGUAAGUUGGUGUCAUGUUUUAAGGCUCUCGUCGGUUUUGUCUUUCAUGUCGAACUCUGUAUUUGUUUUCUCUAUAUACUACUCUGUGUUUGUAUUACCUUCAUCCUUGUUGACAAUAAAGGUUACAUGAUUGUUUUAAGACU
This is a messenger RNA of Capsella rubella, 450 nucleotides long. RefSeq lists its product as uncharacterized. The record is from RefSeq and is a predicted model, not a curated record. NCBI's taxonomy places the organism in Eukaryota, Viridiplantae, Streptophyta, Magnoliopsida, Brassicales, Brassicaceae. The transcript has a single exon. Bases 32 to 283 code for a protein of 83 amino acids.